Messenger RNA from Paramecium pentaurelia, 780 nucleotides. NCBI's taxonomy places the organism in Eukaryota, Ciliophora, Oligohymenophorea, Peniculida, Parameciidae. The record is from the annotation of a GenBank genome assembly.
AUGGAUAGCACUUAAUAUGCAUCACCACCUUAUCACUAUCGUUGGCUAAAUGGUAUUUUUAUAUUACAUGUCUUUGUUAGGCAAUGAGUAUGAAGAUUUAUUAAUGAAUGGAAAAGAUCAUACAAUACCUAUGUUUGAUGAACAUCCAGAGGAUAUUUAUUAUGAACCAAAAAGUAAAUUAUAUUUAAAUUCAAUAUUGUAGAUGGUUAUUUAUACUUUUUAAGAAAAGCCUCUUUAAGGAAUUUAGGAUUUCCAAGACUAAAAGACAAUUCAAAAAAAGUGUUCAAAUGGAAAAAAAUGAACUUUUAAACACCACUACCAAAACAUUGUCCAAAAGUAUCCUACAUAGUUUGUAGUACUACUACAUGCCUUGAUGUUCCUCAUUAUCGCAUGCAUAUUGUUUAACUUUUUAACUAACGUGAUGAAGAAGGUGUUCUCCUUUGCCAUGUAUUACAAAUUUGCAAUCGACUUUCUCCAAUUCAAUAAAUCAAAGAUAAUCCUCCAAUGUCUUUUGAAGAAUAUGAAGAAAUUAGAAAUUGUAAGAAACGUUUGAGUGAUUGUAUGGAAAAGUCUAUGGAUAUCAUACUUGAAGUAUAAGAUUUGCAAAUGAGAACUGCUUUACUUGAUGAUGAUAAUAACUAUAUACAAUAAAAAUUGCAAUCUAAGGAAUAACGAUUAGAAAAUAUGAAAUUAUAUGGGGAUAUGUUAAAGAAAUAUGAACGAUACAUUAAUGCUGUUAUGGAAGGAUAUGAAGUUAUUCGUAGAUAUGAUGAUCUCUGA